GUCUUUCCAUAUUUGGAGUGAAUAAUUCAGUAUCGCUUACAUGAGGUGCAAGGCACUUUCUAAGUUCGCUUUUUAAUAAGUUUCCUUUCCUUCCCAAAGGCGAAUUUAAGGCAGAUAUUUUAAUUCUUUCCGAUUCCUAUCGUAUACCAUCAAUAGUUUUCGAGACCGACGAUUUUAACACUAUGAAGAUCACAUAAAGCGGUAGGUCGCUAACUUCAUGAUCAAGAAAUCAAUUUAUAUUAACUCCAUGAUUCAAAACAGUGGACUUAGUUGCUUCACACGAAACUUGUUCUUUUAUCUUAAUGUCAUCGUAAUUCAGUCGUAUGCUAUAAAAGUAGCAAAUCUCAAUCAUUAUUGCUGUGGGAGAUCAUUUUCAUGCGAUCGUGAUGUUCGUGUGGAUCGAUCUUUGACAGAACUUGAUUACCUAGAAGGAAAAUUUUCUAAGGAAGUGCAGUCAAAGAGCUUAUUAGGUUUUCAAGGGCAAGUACUUAUUAUUAUAUUUUGAACUAAUACGUUUUACUCCUUUUUAAGUAUUCCUAUUUACUCCCGGUUUUGCAGACUUACCGGUGGGGCCUUCGAAUUUUCAAGAGCACUGAAACCUCAUCCUCAGUUGAUGCGGCUCCCAUGGAGCUACUUUCUGUAUUAAAGAUCAGACAGCAAUAACAAUGCCAGGUUACCCAGUACCAGAGGUAGACAAAGAGAUAUUUCAAGAACUCCUCUGUGAGUACUGUGUCACAGUGGUAAGAGAUGCCUGGAGAGCAGAAUGUGGGCACUUCUACUGCAGGUCAUGUGUGGAGUUUCUUUUCAGGUAGGCAUCACUAGUCAAUGUAAACCCCUGCACCCCUGGGAUUAGGACAUGUGGGGAAUUUGCAGGGAAUUUUGUGUCAUUUGAGGAGCUAAAGGGAUGUGAUUUUCCAAAACUUUGAUGGCUUUUGCAUGCCAUCUAGGACUGGUGGAGAAAUGGAGGUGAACUAAGACUGGAAUUGAAAAGAUGGUUCCUUAUUUCUGUAAAUGUUAACUCAAGACCUAAACACUACAAACAAUUUACCACUUGAUAUGUAUUGUUUGAGGUUAUUUGUGUUCCUUAGCAAAGAUGAUUGUAGUUAUGCGUGGUAUGGGUGUUAUCAAUUUCAACCCUCUAAAUCUACAGCUAAAGGACUAAAAUUAGAGGAAUUUACACUAACAUCUCUCUUGUCAUGCAGCUUAGUAAAAGUUACAUAACCCUUUUUAAGAACUUGUUUCUCCUUAGGACGCAACUUAUUGUUACUCAUGGAGGCAUUAGUCCUUCAAUAAGAUCUUAUGGUGGCACAAGCCUUAGUGUUAUUACUUUCUAAAUGUUCUAAUUACUUAGCUGAAAAAUAAUUGUCCAAAAAAAAAUGUGUGUUGAUUUUAUUUUGUAAGGCCUAAUCAUACUAGUCACCAGGUCAUACCCUAAGCUGUAAAUUAUUGGCUGCUGAUUAGGUUCUUCACUAAAAAAUUCAGUACAUAACCUUAAUACUAUGACUGGUGGCCAUCCAAACCUCUAUCCUAUACUUAGUGGGCUUAACCAGAAUGUACAGCCUAAAAGAUAACCUCCCCCGAAAACAAGUCAUACCCUCAGCUACAGAAAUAUACUUAGUAGGCAGAAAGUUUCCCCCACAUUUAGUGUGGACAUGAUAUAAAACUGGUCAAACUUUGAAAAGGUGAUUGUAAUCUCUGUAAGCUCCAUAGCUGAAUCAUUAAUAAAAAUGUAUAAAGCAAGUUAAUUAUUCAAACCUAUUCUUAGUCAUUACCUUCUUGAUCCCUAGAUUUCCUAAACAUUCAUCACCUGACCUGUAAAGAGCAUAAGCUGGAAGCUUAACAAUACCCAUACUUAUAAUAAUUUCUAUGAGUGCCUUCAUUUCAACCUGUGUUAUGGCACAAAAACUUUCAAAUUGAUCACCUAACUUCUGGUGCGCAUAAUGAUUACUUUCCUCAACCAUUUUUUAUCCCACAUUAAAAUCAUCCCUAAUGAAAGUUAAAAAUAUGUCUAGUUCAUUGGGAUUAUUUAAGACUUAAUUAAUACCUGUAGAGGCUACAAAUUGGUGAACUUAGAUAUUGUCAAGCUAGUUAGUCCAGUGAGCUUCUUCUUCAGCAUUGAUAUCUUUGUCUCCAGCCUCUAAAUCAUGUGGAUCUAACUCAAACUCAUUACCUAGAUUUAAACCUUUCCUAUCAAGCUCAUUAAACCCAUCACAGCUUCCUUAAUCCCCUGGGUCUCCAAAGAGUGCUUCAACCCCUGGAAAUCUUGUCAGCCAUCAUAAACUGUGUGCUUCAAUAUGAAAAUUUCAGAAAUCUUUAGUGGCACCACUAACUAGUCAUCAAAAUCUGUGGAAAGAAGGCUAAAUGAUUGGUUUAUCAUCCUUAGAAGUCACUAUGAUAGCAACAAAACACAAAGAUCUACUAGGGGAGAGUGGGGUGAGAUUGUAAUAGGAUCACCUUUUUUAUAGGUGGUUACAGGCGGUUCAGAGAAAGUUGGGGUUGUUAUGCACAGGUGGUUAUGGGUGGUUCAGGGGAAGUUGGGGUUGUUAUGCGCAGGUGGUUAUGGGUGGUUCAGGGGAAGUUGGGGUUGUUAUGAGCAGAUUAGGUGUCAAUGGGUUAAUGUGUGGAAGUUCCAUGCAAUAAAGUUAAAGUGUUUACAUUAGCCUUUGUCUACCACCUUUUUUCAAAGGAAAAAGCUGGCCUUGGGGUGCAGGGCUUUCUACAAGAUUAGCACUGAGCAACAGUCUAAUACCCCUUUAUGUCCUGGCCACAGGGGUGCAAGGUUUAACUCAAACUGGUGCAUAAUACUACUUACACAUAUAUUUGGUCUAAGUAUGUCAUCUCAUACUGGAUUAGUACUGAUUGAGAAUUAGAGUUGCACUUACAAACAGUUUGUUGGAUUGUGUGACAGAGAGUCAAUGCAAUGCCUCAUGUUUUUCUUGCUGAAGAACUGAUUCAUCUUUGAGAAGUUUCAAUGUUUGUGACCAAAACACUGAACAGUCCAUUUUCAGGCCUCAUAAGCUUUUUCAAAAUGUAUAAUGUAAAUUGGAGCAUUAUUGUUUAGGAAGUCUCUCUAUCUUGUGUAUGUUGUAUUUCUCCCUGGUUGUCUGAGUUAAAAGCUCUGUGAAAUGGCAUGAACUUCUAAAACUGAUUACCAGCAAGUGUUUUUAUUCUCUCUUAAUUACACAGUUUAUUCAUGGUGACCAUUUUAUGGUUUUUAGUCAUCAUAGUCAACUAUGAGAAAGAGUCUUUAGAGCCUUGCAACAGUGGUUUAUGAUGACGAUGAUGGUUACUUCUCCUUAAACUUAUUUUUGUGAUUUUUUGUUCAAGGAACUUAAGGAAAUGUAACAUCUUUUGCCGAGAUGGUUUGCUAAAUUUAUAACAAGUCCUUGAAUUCUGUUGCCUCUUAAAACCUUACUGGCUAAUUAUCUGAUACAACAAGUAGAACACAAUCAUCAUUUUAUUUUGGGAUUUUGAGAUCCACUUGCAGAAUAGGCAAGAAUUGAUACCCACAAUAUUUCCUCGCAGCACAGUAUUUUAUUCUUAAUGCUAAUUAGCUAUUUUUUUGACAACAACUAGGGGAAAUCAAGGAGCAGUAGCUUACUGCAGAAAGUGCAGAACACCUCUCUUCCUUUAUCAGGUAAUCUUCAUGUUUGGCACUGGUGGUAUACAAGUAUUAGCGUUGAGCCCAGUUAUAAGAUUAUACAUUGUAGAAUUGCCUUGAUAAUUGUUAUUUAUGAGGUAAAUUUACCACUAGCUUCUUAAAAUUCCUAACCAAGCUUGAUGGCUAUACUGGGGAAUAUUGGCUCAAGGUUGUUUUUGUAUGGACUAAGUGCAGCAAGGUCUAUACACAAUCAAGCAAGGGCCAAUCCUUUUUAGUAUUGCUUGAGCAAGCAAAGUUAGUGAGUGGUUUAUUAAAGGGCAACCAGAUCAAACUUGUUUAAUGUGAAUUUGCCAGCUUUAACGAAAAAAUACACAGCUUAUGACUGUGUCUGAGAAAAUGGUCAAUAUGGCAAUAUCUUAGCCAAAUGAGAGCUAAUCAAAAUGCUCAAAUUUACCUUGGGACUAACUUCCAAGACAUUAUUGAGAAAGACCACAGGGUGAAAAUUUUAAUAAAUGUUGUUAGUGAUGUACUGCACUGCUCAAGCAUUCAAAUGAUGGUAUUAGUUACAGGAGAAUUGGCAGUAUUAUUCAGGCAGUAAUCAUGCUAUUUGGUUUGCUCUAUAAGCCCUUACUUACCUCAUUGCUCCUUUCUUUUUUCUAAAUUGCAUGUACAAGAUGUUGUAUGUUGAAAAAAUCAAACAAACAUUCAAAAUGUUUGCAGUACUGCCUGAAACCACUUGUGUGAGUGGCAUAGGCUUAACAUGGUAAUACUGAGGUGGUGAAUGAACAAACCAUGGCUCAAUAAAGUUCCUCUGUGUUCUUGCACAGACCAUAUGAAUAAUCUGUGAUGCUUCCUGAUUCCACUCCCUUUUUGUUAAGUUCUUACCAGAUGACAUAAUCAGCAGUAAAGUUGAGAGUACCAUAAUUCAUUGUUUAUUCUUGGAGGCAGGAUGUAAAUGGGAAGGAGAGUUGAAAGAAUCUGAGGUAAGAAAGAAAAAAAUCUUACUUUAGGUUACCCCUACACUGUAUAAAGAAUGUUCACAUCAUACAGUAUGACAUAAUUUGUUUUGUCACACACAUACAGAGAAUCAAUAUGAGUAUGCAAAUUGCCUGAUUUUUUUUCCUUUUUUGCUACAGGCAUUAGUUCAGUGUUUUUUCAGUCAACCCUAGAUCUUUGUAGCGUGUGGAUUUAUGGCAUAUAAAUGUAUAUGUAUGAAAAUAUAUGUAUAUGUAUAUCAUUAUAUAAAUUUCAAUUCAACCAGGAAACAGUGGAUUGGAUAUCCAGGGUAUGUGUGUUGUAUGAAAAUGAGCAUUGAUCAGCCUGAAUAAAAGUAGCUUCCCUUUCCUUAUAGCAUCCAAAAUUAUUCUUUGCCUCACCCAAAGGCAAUUUUUUCGUUUGUGCAGUGAUAUGUAUUUAAAAACAAUGGUUAUUGGGUUGAAAGGGACAAGACAAUAUUCCUCCAAAACUGUUUAAUUUUUGUAACAUAUCCUUUAAAACAGCUUAUAGUUGUUAACUUUCACUUGAAAGGUUAAAACUUUGAAAAAGUUAUUAAAAAAGAGUCACAGAAAGUUGUGAUAUUUUACAUUUUGCCAAAAUUAGUGGUGAAAGUGAGAUCACGGAGGGAAGUUUUUGUCAUGGUUCUUCACUCCCAUAACUGUUGGUUUUAAUUUUUAUGUUAAUCAAGCGAAGAACAUGUACUUCCCAAGCUUGAAACUCAGCAGUUUCUGGCAGAGGGAGAUCAUCUCAGCUGUUUUUUAAUAAGUUAUUCAAUACUGUUAAGAUUAAUUAAUAUAAUAUUAUGAUAUUUCUAAAAUAUUCUAAAACAGUUUAGCUGACCAAAAUUGCCUUACCCUGUGUACUAACGUGUGUGUUAACUUUGCUAUUAGUUAUCGUAAUACCUUAAUAAUUUAACUGUAUUCUAUGUGUUACUGUAUCAUAAUAUAAACCUUUGUCAAUUACAAGUCUUCCCCCCCCUCCCCCCACUUGAAUUUGUUAACCACCGUCUCCCACUCUGAAAAAAAUAUGGAACGCAGUCCCAGGAAGCUUCUUCUAACUCAGUCAUAAAAUUCCAACUUUUAUUUUAUUGCUGUUUUGCAUCACACCUUUUAGUGUCAUGUAGGAAGCUGCAGUUUGGCCAGCAUUCAAAGAGGAGAGCAAAAGGAGUGUGAGGGCGAUAUCACGCUUUCUACUGGAACAGAUGACGAAAGAGAAUUCUUACUUUCUGAUAAUGUUGUUGAGGUUGGUCAGUUUGGCAUCUUUCUUCUUAUUGAUUUUGUUCCUCCAAAUGCGAUAGAAAAUAGUGUUUGCGAUCAAAAGAACAAUGGCAGGCAAUUGUAAUAUUCCUUAACGUUAUUUUUUCGCAGAAUCAAAUUGGAACUGAAACGGAUGAAGAUCCAAUUGACGAGGUAUAUUUCAAAUUUGAACCUAGAGAACACUUUUCCCAAUGAAAUGGAGCAGGUCGUUUUGUUAAAUAAUAUCCCGAAAAUUGUUCGAAUAAACAUCCACAACACAUGGAUUUACGUAAUGAAAUUUAUGUUGAAACAGGAUUCGCACACCCAACGUCCCAUGCCUGCCCACCGCCAAGAAGCACAGGAUGGCGAAAACCCACAGGUCAGCAAGUUUUCGAUAACCUUCAUUCGUGUGGGCACGUAAGAGGAAAUAUAGAGGGUUAAGGCAGAAGUUUACUCUUCGGAAAAUUAAAAAAACUAUAUUACUUCUCAGAAAAAGGAAUGUGAAUUUAUCCAUCGGAACUGCUGAUCCGAGCAGUAUACGGAAUGCGUGUCAGAUAUGAAUCCAGUAAUUAUCUAACUCGUUACACGGGCUCAUUGUUUUCUGUGGCUCAGUGGUAGAGCAUCGAAGCGCAGAACCCCAAGGUCUGGUUUCGAUUCUUAAUGGGGACUCGCAUUAUUCCUCUUUGACGUGCUCGUGACAAGACGAUGAAAGUCUUCCCUUUUAACUCGGAUUUUAUUGAAAGUUUUUUCAAGCUUUCCUAUGUAUUGUUGAAAUGUUUUCAAAGUGAUUGAAUUCACGUAACCACAAAAAGAUCUUAUUAACACCGACAUGAAUUUUUUAAACUGAGGCAAACCCUCAACAACCGCCACAAUGCUUAUUUACUCAUAACCUUGAAUCUAGAAAUUGAUAGUAAUGGUUUGGAUAAAACUUUCAGAGAAAGUCUUCAUUUUGUAUUUUUUUUAAUUCUAUAUUUUCUUGGAAAUUAUAAACGUUUAAUCGUCGGGCUAUAACAAUUUGUAGUUUGUUACUUUGUACUAUGACAGAACAGUUCUCCAACCCAAGAAACAGCUACCUGUCCUGAGUUUGGGAUAAAUGCUGAUUCUUCCGAGCUCGUUGUUAGAGAUGGUGCUCGUAGAUCAGAGACAAGACGAUCCUGCCAUGAAGAAGGCAGCGCCAUUGUUAGAAAGGUGACUAAGCUUUGGCCAAUUUUCGUGCGUUGUCGCACAAAGAUGUUUUUAGACAUUUGGUUUAUUAAUUUUUUUUUACUUAAGCAUUUCAUAAAUGCGAUAUGUGAUAUAGGUAAUAGCAUGGCCUGUGUUAGUAUUUGACAUCAAUACCGGCUAAUGAUCUUUCAUAAUUGUCCAUGUUACCUGUCGCCAUGGUGUUUUUGCCAAAUAACGCGUACAGGUAAUACACGAGGGAACAAACACGGGCGUUUACAUUCGUAAUAUCUUCAUACCUUCAGGUAAUGAAAAAGAGAAUGAAAGUUUUUUUCCUCAAACUAGUAUACUGAACACAGAGAAAACAAUGAGGGAAAGCUCUCUGAAAGACAUUUCAAAAUUUCAAAAUUUCAAAAUUAUCCCCAGUGAGAAACCACAAAUUAAGUGAGUGUCAAAAAAUACAAGAAUGAUGGCUUCUUUCAGUAUUUUAAUGUGGUUUUGCCUCUAAGCAUCAACGCUAGUUCCGUAACUAAUUGUCAUAUGACAACCAUAAAAGUGGUCGACUGUCAUUGUCUGACAGGGAAGGUGAAAUGUAAAGGUAACACUUGAACCUGAUCCAAGUGGCCCACAAGGCACUGGAACCUAUUUCGGACUGUGUAGCAUGAAGCGACUAAGAGUACAGCUACUUCCCCUGGAUGGGCUGCUCGUCCAUCGGAGAUUACCCUCUGCAUUUCGACCGGAAACUUUGAAAAUUCGUCGGUAUCGAUUCAUUCCUUCUGUUGGAGAGAGGUACCGUGAGUAAGAGUGUCUCGUCCAAGAAUGACUCGCGGCCAGGUUUCUAUCCCAGACCUCUUGUCCGGAGUCCAAUGUACUGACCGUUAGCUCACUGUGUGACAAUCUUAAGGUUUUUUUUCUGAAGGACGAAAGAAAUGUACUGAAAGUUUGAAAUCUUAAUUUUCCGUAGCUGCCCUUCAUCUUAGACGGUAAGUGCUCACAUAGCAUUACGUCUUUUUCCCUAGCCUUUCUCCAGAAGAGUUCUGACCUUCACUCCAGGAACUGGAGUUGACGAAUUCUCACACCUUCAGAAUGAAAAUUUUGGUAUCAUUUUAUUCAAGUUGUCUGUUGGUGGUCGCAAGCAUUAGCUUUGCGAAUUUCGGCAUGGAGCGCGAGACACUUUUCCCAACUUAUUGGCUUUGUAUUGUCGAUUGUAGUCACGUCUUCUAAACAUCUGGUAGUUGAUUAUCUUUUGAUUACUGAAUUUCGGCGAGAUUUUGAAAUUCGGCCGAGAAGUGCACGAUCCCGGCCACCGUAUUCUGUAAUGAAUGAUUUUCGAGUGAAAUAUGGGUUUAUUGCAACUUUUUUUGCUUUGUUACUUAUCCAAUCUAUUUGAAAGUCAUUUAAGUGUUAUUUUCCAAUUUGCGACAGACUCAUUUUGGUAAAGGGAUGUAUAAUUUUUCUCAUUACAGAACCAUUCUCCAACCAGGGAAAGAGUUGACUGUCAUAAGGGAGGGAUGAAUGUGUGUCGAGCUGACCGUCACGGGCACUUUGAAGAAAAUCGUGCCCGUAGACUUAAGACAAAACGAUCUUGCAAUGAACAAGGGAGUACCAAUGUUACGGAAGUGAUGAAAAAGCUUCUAGUUGUUAGUUCACUGCGACUCUAAUUGCAUUUCUUUUAGCUUCCAAGCGUAACCACUUAGUAAUCAACUGAAACAAAGUCAUGAGUGAGACAAAAAGUUAGAAUUAGAAAUUUCGGGUUUUAACUGGUAAGAUUAUAAUUUCAGUCAGAGUGUUGUAUUUAUCAAUCGAGGAAAGUUGUGUACUUUAAAAAUUCCAGUAAGUAUAGGUUUGUUAAUACUUUCCUGUGCUGUGCUUCACAUCUCUUCUUUCCAAGUGGCCUCUAUUCCCAGAUGAUGAUGAUGAAAGAACCAUUGAGAUAACUAGGUUUUUUGGUUUUAUUUCUUUUGCAGAAAGGGCAUAUCAACGCCGAUCUUCCUCGUCAGGUCAAUUUCUUGUUGUCUGGUAAUAUAGCGGGACAAAACAGGAACUCAGCCGAAAAUUACUUGGAGUUUAAAGAGGAGUUGAACCCCUCCCUAAACGAUACCAUGGCGAGAAACACCGCAUCCUCGCGAAACUCGGUUCCAAAUGCUUCUGAUCAACAUGAGCAAAGAUUGAUCAACCUUGAAAAUCAAGUUGCUCACCUGACUCGCUGUUUUUCGGAACAAAAUGAAGUUACAAACUACAUCGCUAAUGUUAAUUCUCACCUGGUGUCAGAGAAUGAUCAGUUAAAAGAUGCGGUCGGCGACGUCAACAACAGAUUACGCCAUAUUCAAGUCUCUCUUAAUGCUCACCAAAUGAAGCACGAUGAUCAUCUAGCGAAUUUUAACACCCUGCAAAAUGAGCAGAGUAACCAAAGCGUGGAACUUGCGAGGCUCAUCAGGGAUACGGCGGCUGUCCAGGAAAGGAUCACACGACUUGAGGGUCGUGUGAACGCACAAGGAACGAUGUUGAGGAAUGUAUCAGAUUCUGUUAGAGGCCUAGCUACUUUAACCAGAAGGGUGGACAUUGAAAAUUUAUGAAAUAGAAGUGAACUUAAGAAGUGUAUCUCAGGGAUCAUUCGAUUUGUAUCUCCACUGUUUAAAAGUGUACAUAAAAAUUUAUUACUUGGCAUGUUUUGAGGUUCUAAAGAGUAACAUCUCUCUCGAAAAUUUAUUCAAACGUGCUAUGCCAUGACAACUCAGCAAUCCGUCUACCUAAAACUUCGACGCACGGUUCACGAACUGCUGAUUCUCUGGCUUUCACAUGCAUUCCUAAUUUGAUUCAGGAAUGCCGUCUUUUUAGCCUCGAAUAUUUCAGAGAGAUUGCCAAUAAUGGGAAAAGAAAAGUAAACUUUUCACAUUACAGUUUAUCGGCCAUAUUACUCGAUAAAAAUAAAAAAGCAGCGUCUGAAGUCGAACAUUUUAGCCCAUUUAAAGACAAUUUUCGCGAGGAUCGGUUACUUUUUUAAAUCUAAAAACAUGGUCAUUGUCAUCGUUUCAUGUUUACACUUUAAUGGAGGAGAUGAAAAUCACAUGGUUUCCGCAAAUGUAAUUUCUGAUGUUUGAGUGACAUGGGAAUGAAUUAGUCAGAAAUUAAUGUUCUGAUGGCAAGUUGAAGAGGUUCGCGUGGCAUCAUGAAAGUUUCGGAUUAUUUAAGCGUUUCGCGGGAAAAUUCAUUCUAGGUCGAUCAGUCUUAUGUUUGACCACUUUCUUUCUUUCUUUUUUUUCGUAUUGACCUAAUUUUCGUUUUCAAAUCUCUGUAAAAUAUCAUUAUAUUCAUUGAUUUUUCUUUGUGAUUAGCAGUGUAAUCAGAUUAGUUUGCCCUUUCCUCGGGGUAUUGUGCUGCUGCAUUAGAUGAGGAAUACGUUUCCACAUAUUUUUUGGCCACUUCCAAAGAGUGGUUUUUUUAGUGGUUUUUCGUAUCUGGCGUAGCACAGGUUCUUUUUUAGAACCCUUAGUUUUCAAUAUACACAUGUUAAGAUCAUAUAAGGAUGCGUAUACUGCAAGACUGGCUGACUCAUCCUUCAUAAAGUUUUCACAUUGAAUAACUCGGCUGAAUGUAGAAUCAUUUAUCUCUAGUACUAAAUAUGAACUUGUGUAUAUUGGAGGUCAUUUCUUUUAGUCCAAGACACAGUAGGUCGGAGAUUUGUCUCGCAGAAAGUCAAGAAAUGUAGCUAGUUUGUAAAAGGCUUUAAAAUCGUGCUUUUCAAGACGUGUAAUUUUCCGGAUAUUCAUAUAUUCCGCACAUACCUCAAUUUUUUAUUUAAUAGUUAUACUUUUUUAUGAUUAAUCGAAGUAGUUUUAUGAAUCUGGUAAAAAAAGUAGUUUAGAACUAUUGUUAUUUAACUAAAGUAUAUAGGACAACCGGACGUAUGACGCUAUCAAAAGAUUUAAAUAAGUUAAAUUUAUAACACUAAGCUUGUGCUUGGGAAAUAGUACAAACAUAGUGAGACUGUUGUCGAGUAGACACCGGUCUCGCUGUGCUCAUUAUACUCACUAUCAGGCUCGUGACCAAGGAAACAGUCUUUCUUUGAUCUCCAAUAGUUUCUGUAAACGAAACUGCACUUGAAGUGUAGUUUGAGGGUGUAAUCUGAAGACAGGUUUUAUGUUGUGAUGUUUAUGUUAGAAUGUUUGUUGUAUGUACUAUCCACGAAAUUCCCAUCGGGGGUGGUACGUUGCGAUUAGUAAUUGUUACUCAAAUAUGUAGAAAUAAAGCUGUUAGAAACAUAGGUUAAUGAUACAUUGGUUAGUUAUUCUUCGUACUUCGAAAGUCCUAGACGCCACUAAAAUGGGUUGUUUUUUUUUUCCGCAAAUUUUGUGAAAGAUUGGAGAAUAAUGACAGGGGUCUUUUUCUCUAAGUUUCUUGUCUGGAUACCAGUGAAGCAUGAUGAGUUUACUUUGAAGAGGUGAAGAAGUCAGGAGCUUCUUACCUUCUUACCCUUUUUGAAAAGUAACGAGUUUACCUAAAUACGACAUAUCGCUUUCGCUUUUUGUUUCGCAAACACUAUUUAUAGGUAAAAAGAGCGAUUUUGGUAUAGCUAUUGAUAAGAUUUUAGUGAGAGUAAGGGGUUUUUAUCAAGAUCACGAGCUAAAUUUUAGUCGUAGAGUUAAUACGACAUUUUUGUAAUUUAAAUUUAGUAUUAAUAGGUGUACAUGUUGUAAAGUUUACUUUUAUUAAGCUUGAGGAAAAAAAACUAUCGAACCG
Pocillopora meandrina is the source of this 11733-nucleotide messenger RNA. Lineage: Eukaryota; Metazoa; Cnidaria; Anthozoa; Scleractinia; Pocilloporidae. The record is from the annotation of a GenBank genome assembly.